GGGCGGGUGUUUGUGUACUGAGCGUCACAGGCUCCUGGCGACAGUCCUCGCUCGCUGGUGCUCAGUGCAGACAUGGUGCUCGUGCUGGUGCUGGUGGUGCUUGUGCUGGUGUUUUUAUGGGUUCGCAGGCCGCAGCGACCGGCAGGAUUGCCACCAGGUCCUCCGACGUUCCUGAUCUUCGGAAACGUUUGGUUCAUGAUCCAGUCACUCAGAGGCCAACUGAAAACUGAGCUCAAGAGAUAUCGCCAAACCUACGGAGAUAUCUUGGGCUUCGUUCUCCCGAACGGCCAGACUGCUGCACACCUCUUCAAGUACGAGGACAUCCGUGACGCGUGCGCUAUGCCGGAGUUCGCCGGCAGGCCUCAGUCGUUCGCCACGCUACUGCGGAGCUACCAGCAACAGCUGGGGAUUGCUUUCAACGAGGGCUCUUCCUGGGCAGAGCACAGACGCUUCGCUCUGCGCAACCUGCGCGACUUCGGCUUCGGUAAAAAGUCGCUGGAAGAGACCGUCCUGGACGAGUUCGAGGAACUGGCCGACGAGAUUACGCAAGAGAUGAAGGCGCCGAUGAAAGUCAAUGGGCGCUUUGGCGUGUACGUGCUGAACAUCCUUUGGAAACUAGUGGCUGAUCAGCGACUGGAUCAGAACGACCCAAAGACCCAGGAUCACGUGGCCACAGUCAGCGAGUUCUUUCAGGCGAUCGGACCUCGCUGUCCACUGAACGUGGCUCCGUGGCUGAGGCACUUCCUGCCGGAGAAGAGCGGUUACUCGACUAUCAUCCGUCACCGGGAGUCGACGGCGGCAAUGUUCGGUCCCCUGGUCAAGGAGCAUCGACGUACCCUGGAGCGCUCCAGCCCGCGCGACUUCAUCGACCAGUUCCUCAUCGAGAUGGAAUCACCAGACGCCGAGGCGCGGCAGUUCACCGAGCGCAACCUGGCCAUCAUCGGCAUGGACUUCUUCGUGGCCGGCGUGGAGACGACCACGAGCACACUGACCUGGGCGCUGCUGCUCAUGGUCCUCCACCCGGACGUGCAGGCGCGCGUGCAGCGUGAGAUCGACUCGGUGGUCGGCCGGCGCAGCCCGUCAUACGCUGACCGGGUGCGGAUGCCAUACACGGAAGCCACGCUGACAGAGCUGUACCGACGCACGGCCGUGUUCCCGCUGGGUGUGCCGCGCCGGGUCACCCGUCAGGUUACGUUCCGCGGCCACACGUUCCCUGAGGACACGAUAGUGCUCACGCACCUCGACGCCGUGCAUAUGGACCCCACCUACUGGGGAGAUCCGUACACCUUCCGGCCAGAGCGCUUCAUCAAUGCUGACGGCACCUUCCGGCGCGACGAGCGUGUCAUCCCCUUCGGUGUCGGGAAGCGGUUCUGCCUGGGGGAGACGCUGGCGCGCAUGGAGGCGUUCAUGCUGUUCACGUGCCUGCUGCAGAGGUUCCGGUUCUCCCCUGUUCCUGGACGGAUGCCGACGAUGAACUUCAAGCCGGGAGUCGCACGGCAGCCCGAGGACUUCGUGGUGAACGUUGAGAUCCAGACCGGUCCGCAGAGACCGUAUAAAACGGACCGGCCCAGACGGACCGGCAUCAGAUCUUCACAGCUCUCACACAUCGAGACAACAUCCACAGACACUCAGAGCACCAUGAAGCUGUUUGUGUUUGCCGCCGUUCUGGCCGUGGCCGCCGCCGCCCCGGCCCCGGACCGCGGCUAUUCGGCGCCGGCCCCCACGUACGCCCCCAAGGUGUACCAGAUUCUGAAGCAGGAGUCGGAGCUCCGCGACGACCAGUCCUACGACUCGCAUUUCGAGACUGAGAACGGCAUCUACGCCUCCGAGUCGGGCCGGCCGGUUGAGGGAUACGGCGAUGACGAGGAGAGCUACAGCGUCAGCGGCCAGUUCAGCUACCUCGGCGACGACGGGGUCACCUACUCCGUCACCUACACGGCCGACGGAGACGGCUUCCAGCCGCAGGGCGCCCACCUGCCCACCCCGGUGCCCACCGAGUACCCGACCCCGGAGGCGUCUGAUGAUGAUGACGCUGAGGAGGAGGAGCGUUACGAGGCUCCUGAGGAGGAGGACGAUGAUGACGAAGCUCCCGCCGGCUACUACCAGCCCCAGUAUGAGCGCGUCAUCGUCGGCUACAGGCCCCGCUACCAGUAAACUGGGGCAGAAUCAUUCUUUCUGUUGACAACGUUCAAAGAAACAUGGCCUACGUGUGUUCCUAAUGUGAAUGUGAUGUUUUAUGAUAUGCUCGUGUGUAUUUAUUUGUUGUGUUUUGUCCGAAUAGUGUCUGGAAAUUCUUGAUGCCUUGAUGUGCAGCAAAUCCGAAAUGCUCCACCACUAGGGAAUUGGGAUUGAUUGAUGUGAUGUGAUUUGUGAAUGUGUUAUUUAAUAAAAUAUUGCAGCAUUACAAA
Amphibalanus amphitrite is the source of this 2408-nucleotide messenger RNA. Its product is annotated as methyl farnesoate epoxidase-like. NCBI's taxonomy places the organism in Eukaryota, Metazoa, Arthropoda, Thecostraca, Balanomorpha, Balanidae. Gene Ontology annotation, biological process: xenobiotic metabolic process. The transcript is spliced from 5 exons. Bases 73 to 2154 code for a protein of 693 amino acids. Gene Ontology annotation, cellular component: cytoplasm; intracellular membrane-bounded organelle. Gene Ontology annotation, molecular function: iron ion binding; heme binding; oxidoreductase activity, acting on paired donors, with incorporation or reduction of molecular oxygen, reduced flavin or flavoprotein as one donor, and incorporation of one atom of oxygen. The record is from RefSeq and is a predicted model, not a curated record.